Messenger RNA from Hemibagrus wyckioides, 1714 nucleotides. RefSeq names its product DEAD (Asp-Glu-Ala-Asp) box polypeptide 49 (gene ddx49). NCBI's taxonomy places the organism in Eukaryota, Metazoa, Chordata, Actinopteri, Siluriformes, Bagridae. The record is from RefSeq and is a predicted model, not a curated record. The coding region runs from base 158 to 1594 and encodes 478 amino acids. The transcript has 13 exons. Gene Ontology annotation, molecular function: nucleic acid binding; ATP binding; RNA helicase activity.
CGCGCCUUACUGAAAGCUGCACGAGGGUUUUCGGAUUACAGCUCUCGUGUAUAUAUAUUUAAAUAUAUAUAUAUACACAUAUACGAGAGACAGAAAUAUCCAUAUUAUUGAUGGUUUUGCGCUUGGUAAAAGUUAUCCUAACCGUUUAGGUGUAAAAAUGGCAACUUUCGAGUCUCUUGGGCUGUCCGAGUGGCUAGUUAACCAAUGUAAACAGAUGGGUAUCACGCGCCCGACCCCCGUGCAGGAACAUUGCAUGCCAGCUAUUCUGGAAGGUCGAGACUGUAUGGGCUGUGCGAAAACUGGAAGCGGCAAAACAGCAGCAUUUGUACUUCCGGUGCUGCAGAAGUUGUCUGAAGAUCCCUACGGCAUCUUCUGCCUGGUUUUAACGCCUACGAGGGAACUGGCUUAUCAGAUAGCUGAACAGUUUAAGGCUUUGGGAAAGCCUCUGGGACUGAAAGACUGUAUCGUAGUUGGAGGAAUGGACAUGGUGACUCAGGGUUUGGAGCUUUCCAGAAAGCCACACGUUGUUGUGGCCACACCAGGGAGAUUAGCGGAUCACAUUCGGAGUUCGGACACGUUUGAUAUGAAGAGACUCCGAUUCUUAAUCCUGGAUGAGGCUGACCGUCUGCUGGAGCAGGGCUGCACAGACUUCACUAAGGACCUGGAAAUUAUUCUCAACGUUGUUCCAGCGAAACGGCAAACGCUGCUUUUUAGUGCAACGCUGACAGACACGCUGCAGGAACUGAAGAGCAUUGCUAUGAACAAGCCUUUCUUCUGGGAGCACAAAUCUGAAGUGCGAACAGUGGAAGAGCUCGAUCAGAGAUACAUCCUUACACCCGAGAAAGUCAAAGACGCGUACCUGGUGAAUCUCAUCCAAAAAUUCCAAGAUGAACACGAAGACUGGUCGAUCAUGAUCUUCACCAACACGUGCAAGAAUUGCCAAAUACUCACAAUGAUGCUUCGUGAGUUUAAAUUUCCUGCCAUCGCCUUACACUCCAUGAUGAAGCAGAGACAACGGUUCGCAAACCUCGCCAAGUUCAAGUCCAACGUCUUCAAGAUCCUCAUCGCCACAGAUGUAGCUGCCAGGGGUUUGGAUAUACCUACAGUGCAGGUUGUCAUCAAUCAUAAUACCCCAGGGUUGCCAAAAAUCUACAUUCACAGAGUCGGCAGGACCGCACGUGCAGGCAGGAAUGGUGUUUCUAUCACACUGGUCACACAGUACGACAUUCAUUUGGUCAGCGCCAUCGAGGAGCAGAUCCAGGCCAAGCUGAAGGAGUAUCCAGUUCAAGAGAAAGAGGUGCUGAAGAUUCUUACCCAAGUCAACGUCACGAGACGACAGUGCGAGAUUAAGCUGGAAGCAACAGAUUUUGAUGAGAAAAAGGAAAUCAACAAAAAGAAGCAAAUGAUUCUCGAAGGGAAGGACCCUGAUUUGGAAGAGAAGAGGAAGAAUGAGCUUGCCAAAAUAAAACGAGAAAAAAAGAAAUUCAAAGGAAGAAUUCAGGAAGCCAUACAGAAGAAGAAGAAAGGAAAGAUGCUAAUGAAAAGAACAAAUCGGAAAAAAGUUCCAAGCCAGACUGCUCCAGGAUCUUCAUAAUUAUUACUGUUUUUUGCAUUAUAAAUGACUACCUGUUUUUUGUGUAUAUAAUAAUAAACGAAUAGAUUUUAUUUCAUUCCCUGGCUAAUAAGAUUGUUUCAAAUAAACAAGCCAACUCGU